Molecule: messenger RNA, 2007 nt
Organism: Osmerus eperlanus (European smelt)
Lineage: Eukaryota; Metazoa; Chordata; Actinopteri; Osmeriformes; Osmeridae
Gene: atf2
Product: activating transcription factor 2
Exons: 12
Coding region: 108-1622 (504 amino acids)
Biological process (GO): regulation of transcription by RNA polymerase II
Molecular function (GO): cAMP response element binding; DNA-binding transcription factor activity, RNA polymerase II-specific
Source: RefSeq, a predicted model, not a curated record
GGUGACGUAUACGGAAGACUCCUCACUGAGUUCGCGAGAGUUUGGUGUCGACGUGGGAUUUCAAUAUCAAGGGUUGAGCUCCUGGGGUGUAAAAGGAAUUUCUGACUAUGAGUGAUGAAAAACCUUUCUUAUGCACUGCUCCUGGGUGUGGACAGAGAUUUACAAAUGAAGACCACUUGGCUGUCCACAAGCAUAAGCAUGAGAUGACACUGAAGUUUGGUCCUGCAAGGAAUGACAGUGUCGUAGUUGCAGACCAAACACCCACGCCGACUCGCUUCCUGAAGAACUGUGAGGAGGUUGGACUGUUCAAUGAACUAGCCAGUCCUUUUGAACAUGACUUCAAAAAAGCUACUGAAGAGGACAUUAAAAAGUUACCUUUGGAUCUGUCGCCUCUUGCGACACCAAUGCCUCUUGCGACGCCAAUUAUGCGAAACAAAAUGGAGGACCACUCCGCUCUGGAGCCCCACCGGGACAGUCCACUUCCCCAUCCAGAAUCCACCACCUGUGAUGACAAGGAGGUUUCUCUGCAGCUGACCUCACUGCCAACAUCCACUAUAGUUCGUCCUGCAUCACUCCAAGUCCCAAAUGUACUCCUAGCGACUUCAGAUGCUAGUGUUGUAAUACAGCAAGCUCUCCCAUCGCCAACAUCUAGCUCUGUAAUUACCCAAGUCCCAUCCUCUAAUAGGCCAAUAGUUCCUGUGUCUGGAACGUUCCCCGUGCUCCUGCAGCUUGCUAAUGGCCAGACCCUGCCAGUCACCAUCCCCGCCUCCAUCACCAGCUCAAGUGUACAUAUUCCAACUGCCAUCCCUCUUGUCAGACCCGUCACCAUAGCGCCCAACGUCCCCGGUAUCCCAGGACCCCCUUCUCCACAGCCUGUCCAAUCAGAAGCCAAGCUGAAGCCGAAGGCAGCUCUGAGCCCGCAGCUCCCUCAGGUAACCAGCGCCGAUGCUGGGGCCGUCCAGAGCAACGCCGUCACCCACACCUCCGCGCCCGCCCCCGCCCCGCCUCCGGCCCCGCCUCCGGCCCCGUCCCCGGCCCCCUCAGAGGAGCCCUGUCCCCAGUCCCUCCAGCAGCCUGCCACCUCCACCACCGAGACGCCUGCCUCCCCUCCGCCCCCCACCCAGCACACCCCCAGCACAGGGGUCCGGCGUCGCAGGGCCACCAGCGAGGACCCGGACGAGAAGAGGCGCAAGUUCCUGGAGCGUAACCGGGCGGCGGCGUCGCGCUGCAGGCAGAAGAGGAAGGUGUGGGUGCAGUCGCUGGAGAAGAAGGCCGAGGACCUCAACUCCAUGAACGGACAGCUGCAGAGCGAAGUCACCCUCCUGAGGAACGAGGUGUCCCAGCUGAAGCAGCUCCUCCUGGCCCAUAAAGAUUGCCCUGUAACCGCCAUGCAGAGGAAAUCUGCCUAUCACACCGCAGAGCGCGAGGACAGCUGCGAGGACAUGUCCAUCCCAGGCAGCCCCCAGGAGGAGGCCAUCCAGCACAGCUCCGUCAGCACCUCCAACGGGGUCAGCUCCUCCUCCCUGACCCCCGGAGGCCCCGCCCCCGCCGGCGCCGAGCAGAGCACAGCGGAGGCUGAGCCGCAAGGGGGCGGGGCUCAGUCCCAGCCCUCAGGAAGCUGAUUGGACGCAGCCUCGACACCUCUGCAGCCGGGGGGGGGGGUGAGAGGGGAGGAGGGCUCUUGCCCGGCUGCAGACUGCACCUCCUCAUCGUUUGGUUUCCGUUGCGUCCACCUUUACGUCCUUGAACGCAGCUCAGUUCCCUGAAAACGCAGUGGCCUGUGAGACGUGGCUGAAGAUUCAGAAGAAGGCACUUUAAGUGUAACCGUGUAAAUAUGGUGUCGCCGUGUGAAACACACCUACGAUUGUUCAUGCUUUGUUGUAUUUAUUUAUUGAUGUUUUACAUGUUAUUUUCGAUCAAUCUAUGUGAUGUUGAAAAAUACCUUACCAAAGUGUGUUUUGGCUCAACUGACAGAAAGGUUUUUUUUUUUUUUUUUUUUUUUUUUUA